This is a messenger RNA of Sipha flava (yellow sugarcane aphid), 1672 nucleotides long. RefSeq names its product nicotinamidase (gene Naam). Bases 432 to 1445 code for a protein of 337 amino acids. Lineage: Eukaryota; Metazoa; Arthropoda; Insecta; Hemiptera; Aphididae. The transcript is spliced from 10 exons. The record is from RefSeq and is a predicted model, not a curated record. Gene Ontology annotation, molecular function: calcium ion binding.
AAAAAUGUACUUUGAGAUAAAAUGUUCGAAAUUAAAAAUUAAAUAAUACUACACUUCCUCUAAACGUCUAAGCCAGGACAUAUGGACGUCCCGAAAGCAUUCUUCGGAACACCGGGACGCGAAGUUCAAAACCAGUGACUAUCCCGGUUUUCAGGAACAUAUGGCAACCUUACCGUUGUAGCAUAUCACUCGAGGCAGCUUAAAACAGUUACGAAAUUUCACGCUCGAUCGCUUACUCUCUUCGUCCAAGGUGUACACAGCACCGGCACUCGUCGUACGUUCGGGCCCGCUCGCCGUCGCGCCAAUUCUGUUCCGCCGAAUCGUCAAACGUUCCGAACGUCGUCGCGCCGUUGGUAAAUUUAGACGUGCGCACGUUGCCCGUACCGGCGUUAUUGUACGUGACCGCGGUGGACCAGCAGCAGGACGGCAGCAUGGACGCGUGUUUUAGCGCCUUCGACAAGGACGGUGAUGGUUUUUUAAACAUUGAAGAGUUCGACGGCAUCUGCAAAGGACUCUUCCGUAACGACCGAGGAAUUGUGUACAGUCUUGAUACUAAUACGCUUGAACAUAUAUUUAACAUAUUUGAUACGAAAAAGGAUGGGUUGAUCGAUAGACAAGAAUUCACUAUGUGUUGGAACAAAUGGAUCAAGACGAUUAUAAGGCCUGUCAACAUAUUCCUCAUUAUAGACGUACAAAACGAUUUCAUAUCAGGUUCAUUGAACAUAAGCAACUGUUCAGCACAACAGAACGGUUUGGAGGUUAUUGAGCCCAUCAACCGUCUGUUGGACACCGUGAAUUUUGAUUCUGUGUUUUAUUCAUAUGACUGGCACCCGACCGAUCACAUAUCAUUCAUCGAGAAUUUGAACCUACGACCUUUAGACCCGUCGUCCCCGGUCAACGUCGAAACCGCCCAAUUGUACGAUACCGUGGUGUUUGAAGGGUCUCCAAAAAUCAAACAGCGUUUGUGGCCAAAGCACUGUGUACAGGAUUCGUGGGGCGCUCAGCUCUAUAAAGAUUUAAAGGUCGUGGACAAUGCAAUGAAAAUAUAUAAAGGGACAAUAUCGGAUGUGGAUUCGUAUUCGGUGUUUUGGGACAACAAAAAAUUGACGCAGACCACGUUGGGCACUCAACUAUCUCAGUUGAACGCUACCGAUAUUUACGUAUGUGGAUUGGCCUAUGACGUUUGUGUUGGUGCAACAGCAGCAGAUGCAUUAUCAAUUGGGUAUCGAACAAUAUUGAUUGACGAUUGUUGUCGUGGCGUUAAUUUAAAUGAUAUAGAAAAAACAAAAAACAGUGUAAUCAAAAAUCAUGGUGUCAUUGUUCAGUCAAAUGAGGUAAAAACAAUGGUCGAAGGUCGAGAUAGAAGGCCUGAACUGGGCUAUAAAUUGGCAUUAGAAAUUGAAAAAUCUAUGAAAAAAGAUAUAGAAAAAGAUAAAUUCAACUAAGUUUUGAUGUACUUAUAUGAUAAAUCUAUAAAUGAUAACUACUUGAGAAGUAUUAAUUAAGUUAAGUUAUUGUCAUUAAAUAUCAAAUAAUUUGUAAAAUAUUUUUUUUUUAGUUGUGUUGGGUUCUUGUAUAUAAUUUAGUCAAAAAUAUAUUAUCUGAAAUUAUAUAUUGAAUUGUUUGAAAUAAAUAGACCACAUAGCCAUUUUUAAGUGCACUUUUAAUAUAU